GUCUUCGAGUCUAAUGCCUACUAUUGCAAAUUGUUUCUCAAGAGCUAUAUUUCAUGCAUUGAAAAAGAAGGCUACGAGCUUCUGGAAGCAUUGUACGAGGUCUACUGUGAUCCAAAAAUUCUCAACGCAAAAGAAUUGGCACCUACAGAUACCAUUACUAUCCACUACCCUAUUGGUGGAUUCGACUCGGUUCCAACCACCGUAGUGAGCAUAAAAGAGACUCCUAAAAUCAUAUCAGGCAUAAAUACAACUGGUUUGCGUACUUGGGAAGCUGCACUUUUUCUCUCCAAUUACUUGAACAAUUUCCAGAAUCCUCCAUAUGAUUUUGGUAAUAAAACUAUUCUUGAACUCGGCGGAGGCACUGGUCUUGUCAGUCUUGCCUUAUUGAAGUAUUAUAGUAAUCAUAUCAGAGAAAUUCGUGAUUUGGUCCUUACAGAUGGUGCUGUUUCUGUAUUCGACAAUUUCAUUGAGAAUACAAAGUUGAACGGCAUCAAUGUUCACGAUGACAUUUGGUGCAAGCAGCUUCUAUGGGGAACAACGAACCCAGAGGACAAGGAAAACUUUACCCAAGACCCAAUUGACGAUGUGGACGUGAUUGUAGCGGCUGAUGUCACUUAUGACUCAACCAUUCUUGAGCCAUUGUGUUCGACGAUUCACGAUUUCUUCAGACAAAGCAAUACAAAAGUUGCCAUUAUAGCUGCUACAGUAAGAAAUGAAGAAACCAUUGCCAACUGGGAAAAGGAGUUGGAUAAGUGGUUUGGCAAGGAUAGUGAACAUGGUUCUUGGACAGUCAAGCAUCAUUGCAAGGAGCCAGAAAAAGUACACGGUCAUGUUUGGUUCAGAAGGAACACUCCCGAGAUUCGAAUCUACGAGAUCCAGAGCAAAUUAUAA
Messenger RNA from Scheffersomyces stipitis CBS 6054, 891 nucleotides. Its product is annotated as protein-lysine N-methyltransferase. The transcript has 2 exons. NCBI's taxonomy places the organism in Eukaryota, Fungi, Ascomycota, Pichiomycetes, Serinales, Debaryomycetaceae. The record is from RefSeq and is a predicted model, not a curated record. The annotation marks the transcript as partial.